GUCCCAUUUCUCACUACCUCCUCACUCGAAAUGGGUGCUCACAAGCAAAACCUCCUCACUAAUAUCUCCGUAUUACUUCUCCUCUUCGCCACUCUCAUUGCUUCUUCCUAUGCUUGUGACUGUGGCCCUUCAAAACCGCCAAAACACCCUUCAAAACCACCUAAACACCCUUCAAAACCACCCAAACCCCCUGCCCUGAAACCACCAGCACCAAAACCGCCCGUCAGACCAAAACCGCCCGUCAAACCAAAACCACCAACCGUGAAACCUCAUCCUCCUUACACCCCAAAGCCGCCGCCGGUCAAGCCCCCGUCGCCGCCUCCGCCAACCGUAAAGCCACCAUCUCCGAAACCUACGCCGCCUCCGCCAACCGUAAAGCCACCAUCUCCGACACCUACACCGCCUCCGCCAACCGUAAAGCCACCAUCUCCGACACCUACGCCACCAACACCUACGCCGACGCCCCCAACACCGACGCCGCCUCCGGAAACGCCCUGCCCACCACCUCCGCCGCCUAAGCCGACGCCGCCGGCGACGCCUCCGCCGCCAAAGCCAGAGACUUGUCCGAUCGACACGUUAAAGCUGGGAGCGUGUGUGGAUAUUCUGGGCGGUUUGAUACACAUUGGACUGGGCAAAAGCCACGCGAAAGAAGCUUGCUGUCCUGUCUUGGGAGGGCUCGUGGAUCUCGACGCGGCGGUUUGUCUCUGCACCACCAUUAAAGCCAAGCUUUUGAACAUCAAUCUCAUUAUUCCCAUUGCUCUCGAGCUUCUCGUUGACUGUGGCAAGACCCCACCUCCUGGGUUCCAGUGUCCUGCUUGAGAGAAAUAAACCUCCGGUUGAAUCAAAGGGUUUCCGGUUUCGUUGGUUUUCUUCCGGUUUAAUGUGUUUUGCUUAGGGCGAGGAGAUUAAUUUGUAAGACAUUUAUUGAUCUCUCGAUGUCUUUGGUAGGGUUCGGUUUGUGUGUUUGUGUUCUGUUUGUUUGUCAUACAAUAAAAAAAGGGAUUGUUGUUUGGGUUUGAUAAUGAAAUAUUUGGGUUUCAUAAAUU
Tarenaya hassleriana is the source of this 1046-nucleotide messenger RNA. RefSeq names its product 36.4 kDa proline-rich protein-like. The record is from RefSeq and is a predicted model, not a curated record. Bases 31 to 819 code for a protein of 262 amino acids. The transcript has a single exon. Lineage: Eukaryota; Viridiplantae; Streptophyta; Magnoliopsida; Brassicales; Cleomaceae.